Exophiala spinifera is the source of this 1413-nucleotide messenger RNA. RefSeq lists its product as uncharacterized. The coding region runs from base 1 to 1413 and encodes 470 amino acids. Lineage: Eukaryota; Fungi; Ascomycota; Eurotiomycetes; Chaetothyriales; Herpotrichiellaceae. The record is from RefSeq and is a predicted model, not a curated record. The transcript is spliced from 2 exons.
AUGCCUGUUCCUCCCGGACAUCAUGGCAACCUCACGCCUGAGCAGGAGAAAAAGCUACAGGAGUUGUGGGCCGCGACGCUGAAAGUCUUUGGAGUUGUAGAGCCCACCGAACUUACAGAUGCACCUGUGACUAAACUGGAGUCCCGUGCUACAGAUCUAGAUGGCAAAGACAAGAAAAAGAGCAAGAGGCGACUUGGUGUCUUCAAGAGACAUGGUGACAAGAAAGACUCGAGCAAUGGGUCAACGACCCCAUCCAAGGACAAUGCCGAUGACGACAAGUACGGCCAGGUGAAAGAGUUUCAGGAGAUUCUGGCCACUCAAGAUCCCGAACUGUUGCGGAGGACAUUCUGGAGCAUGGUAAAAGCAGACCAUCCGGACGCCCUUCUGUUACGGUUUCUCCGGGCGAGAAAAUGGGAUGUCGACAAGGCCCUGGUUAUGUUGAUAUCUACAAUGCGGUGGAGAAGUCAGGAACAACAUGUCGAUGAUGAUGUGGUGUUGCGCGGAGAAGGUGGUGCCCUUGAAGACUCUUCGUCCAGUGAUCCUGCCGUCAAGCGUGAGGGCGUUGAUUUUCUUACUCAGCUUAGGUUAGGGAAGAGUUUUCUGCACGGAACCGAUAAAGAGGGUCGACCCAUCUGUUUUGUUCGCGUGAGGCUGCAUAGAGGUGGAGAGCAAACUGAAAAAUCAUUAGAACGGUAUACGGUCUAUGUGAUCGAAACUGCUAGACUGGCUCUGAGGCCGCCAGUGGAAACUGCUUGCAUACUCUUUGAUAUGAGCCAUUUCACCAUGGCGAAUAUGGAUUAUACUCCUGUUAAAUUCAUGAUUAAGAUUUUCGAAGCAAACUAUCCGGAGUCGCUUGGGGCAGUGCUCGUACACAAGGCGCCUUGGCUAUUUCAGGGCAUUUGGAAAAUAAUACGAGGAUGGCUUGACCCGGUGGUCGCGGGCAAAGUCCAUUUUACAUCUGAUGUGUCGGAUCUAGAAAAGUUCAUCCCCAAAUCGCAGAUCAUCAAGGAGCUCGAGGGUGACGAGGACUGGGAAUACAAGUACGUGGAGCCGAUCCCUGGUGAGAAUGACGCGAUGAAAGAAGAAGGGCCCCGGAAACAAUUUGAAGCCCAACGGGAAACCACAGUUGAAGAGUAUCAAAAGAAAACAUUUGAAUGGAUCGCCUGUGGUGCGAGUGGUAGUUCGGAAAAAAUCAAACAAGAGAGAGACGGGCUGGCAACGAAAUUGCACGAAAACUACUGGCAACUGGACAAGUAUGUCCGCGCGAGGACAUAUUACGACCGUACAGGAAUGAUCUCCCCUGAUGGCAAGAUCAACUUCUAUCCACCGCCACCAGGAACAGGGGAGAAUCAGAACCUGGUCCCGACCUCCCAAGCGCCCGCGGUCGAAACCCACGCAGAUGAUGUGGACUAA